UUUUCUCACACACAAAAAAACAAGCUAUACCCAUGGGAGAAGACAUUCCAUGGUUUAUUUCCAUACUGUAAAAGGAUUCAGAUGUCCUCUGUGUUUGUUCCCAGAAGAAAUUUAUCGUUUUGCUAACAGUAAAAAAGGAAGUGGUUCAGUUCUGAUCUUCUGGCCAACAGAGAGGGGAUGUACUUGUUGGACCUAGUCAAAUACAAGCUGAAGAUACAGUUUCUCACGAUGGACUACGAUACCUUGUCUGACUCGGAUGAAAAUACAACAUAACAUCUACAUAUCCUCACUUUGUGAAUGACCACGAUGGAUGAUCUAAACAUCAGCGACUUCAAUCAGAAUGCGCUCGUUUGCUAUGAAUCCAUUAACGGAUCUUGCUGGAGGAUUUCACGACCUUUGAACAUCCAGAUCUCCAUGUUCCUCUUGAUGACAAUCACCAUCCUGAUGACUGUGAUGGGAAAUAUUUUGGUUAUAAUUUCUAUAGCACACUUCAAGCAGCUCCACACACCGACCAACCAUCUAAUCCUGUCUCUGGCCAUGUGUGACUUCUUGUUGGGUAUUUUUGUGAUGCCGUUAAGCUCCAUGCGCUCUGUGUACGGAUGCUGGUAUCUCUCUGACUUUAUGUGUAAGGUGCACACAGGAAUGGACAUCAUGUUGAGCACAGCGUCUAUUUUCCAUCUGACUUGUGUGUCGGCGGAACGUUUUUGUGCUGUUUGCAGCCCGUUGACGUAUCGUUCACGCUUUCGUUCUGCCACUGUGCUGUUUCUGGUCUCAGCUAGCUGGUUUAUUUCUGCAGCGUUUGCUUAUGCAUUAGUGUUUGGAGAACUCAACCUCAAAGGCAAUGAAGAUUUCUAUGAGUCUCAUGUGCGCUGUGUUGGAGGUUGUCACGUCUUUUUUAGCCAUGGCUCAGCCGUGAUCACCUCUAUGGUCUCUUUUUUCAUCCCUGGCUUAAUUAUGUUCGCCAUCUAUUCCAGGAUUUACAUCGUUGCCAGAAGCCAAGCGAGAUCCAUCAACAUUUUGGCCAAUCAGCUCCGGAUGCACAGCCCCAAACCUGGAGCAUUCAGGUCCCGAACAAGAAAAAGCACAAUGACUCUCGCUAUUGUGGUUGGAGUUUUCCUCCUCUGCUGGACUCCAUUUUUUCUCUGCAACAUCAUCGACCCUUUUGUUAAUUAUACAAUAUCACCAUUGCUAAUCGAUGCCUUGGUCUGGUUUGGAUAUUUGAACUCUGCACUGAAUCCCUUCAUUUAUGCGUUUUUGUACCCUUGGUUUAGAAAGGCUUUGAGGAUCAUUAUCAGCGGAGAGGUUUUUCACAGGAACAGCUGCAGAUUUCAGUUGUACUCCUGAAUAAAACCUGACAGCUGGGAGAGAAAAAUAAACUCAUUUUCUGUAGUUGAUUUUCUUCUGAUACCUUAUUGUCAGAACUGAAGACUAAAAAAUUGGUUCUGGUUUUCAUUAACUUUCAGGAACCAAGGAAGCAGAAUUGUCAGAGCCGGUGGGUGAGGCCUUUAUGGUGGCAAAUAAAGACAAUAUCACAUCGUGUCUGUAAAAGAAGCAUCAAACCACUGAGCGAAACAUCUGUAUCUCCAAAAGACUGGUGUUCAGCUACAGCUUCAGAAUAUUUAAAAGUCUGACACAUGAAGCCAAACAUGUAUAUGUUCUUACAUCUAAACCAUAUCACCACUGUUACACGCUUGUAUGUUGUUGCUUCUGUAAACAACUUGUUUUAAGAAACAAAACUGAGACUGAAUGGAACAAAGGUGCCACAAACACUGUUAUCAUCCUUAUUAACUGAGAUCUCUUUUACUGGUUAGUUGAGUUUCAAUUUUUUUUUUGUGUUUGUAUAAUUUUAUUCCUUUAAAUUCCCAAAUGUUUUCGACCACUGUGUCUUGUAUAAUAUUCAGUGUAUACUUUUCCAUGUGCUGUACAGCACUGUAAAUAAAGUUAAUUUUGGCUUCAGUUCAUGAGUAAAAAUCAACCAUGUUUCAUCG
Tachysurus fulvidraco (yellow catfish) is the source of this 1988-nucleotide messenger RNA. It is a transcript of the gene taar1b, whose product is annotated as trace amine associated receptor 1b. The record is from RefSeq and is a predicted model, not a curated record. The transcript has 4 exons. Lineage: Eukaryota; Metazoa; Chordata; Actinopteri; Siluriformes; Bagridae. Gene Ontology annotation, biological process: adenylate cyclase-activating adrenergic receptor signaling pathway. Gene Ontology annotation, molecular function: trace-amine receptor activity. Gene Ontology annotation, cellular component: membrane. Bases 298 to 1344 code for a protein of 348 amino acids.